Molecule: messenger RNA, 2121 nt
Organism: Theobroma cacao (cacao)
Lineage: Eukaryota; Viridiplantae; Streptophyta; Magnoliopsida; Malvales; Malvaceae
Product: mitochondrial carrier protein CoAc1
Biological process (GO): transmembrane transport
Source: RefSeq, a predicted model, not a curated record
CGCCCUAAUAAAUCAUUUCCGCACAGUAGGAACAUCCAACGUGGAUUAGGUUUGAGCUCCACCGACCUUAAUGCAUCAUAGUCAGCAUCACAGCGCUUCCCCUUCUAAAUUUCAACAAAACAGCGCACAGCGAACAAACGAAUUCGUGCUUUCUGAAAGGAAAGGGGAAGAAAACCUCCGUAGAGAAACCUCCUCCUUCUUUCUCUGAAGGAGAACAGGUAUUUCUAGAUUCUUGUUUCUACCCAAAAUUUAUAUGCCUGUUCUCCUUUUUGAUUUAAACCCCCUUUUCUGUUCUGGUACGUUUUCUGAAGCCCCCUUGGAUUAAUCUCACAUGGGUAUUGAAUGAUUUGAACCUGGAAUCAGUGGAAACUCUUUGCAUUGAUUGGUUUUUAGAGUACUUGAGGGUUAUGUUAUUUAUGAAAGUGGUGGCUUUGGGCGCUUUAAAGGAAGACUUUCGAUGAAUCUAGAUUGAGAUUGAUUAGUUUGAAAAAAAAGGUUUUUAAGCUUUUUAUGAUAAAGAUCCCAUGGGAGCAGCGUUGUAACUGAAAGGGUAGGUUUUGGGUUUUGGGUAUCUUUGUGGUCUGUUUUUCUCUGUGUCUUUGGAUGAAUCUUGUUGUUAUUGAAGAAAAGGAUCGGCUUGUGAACCUUCCCGGCUCUCAUCUGGACGUUCUCAGGCCAUUGAAUCUUCCCUUUGAACAGAAAUCGUUUUCUUUUUGUAUCCCAAGAGAUAGAUGGGAUAAAGAGUUCUUCAAGCUUCAGGGUGGGUAAUCAUAAUUUGACAAACUCGUUGAAUUGAGGAAGACUUUGGUAAUAUAAUUGGUUCGAGUUGGAUGUUUUGAUAUGAGUUCUCCUCAAGGGCAUACAUUGACAGCAAACAUGGCCGACCUCGUUGAUGGUUCAACCGCACACAGAGAGGUUUCCCACAUUGAUUGUUUGCCUGUUUACGUCAAAGAGCUAAUUGCUGGUGGCGCUGCUGGAGCUUUUGCUAAAACUACCCUUGCACCUUUAGAACGGACUAAAAUACUCUUGCAGACAAGGACUGAUGGUUUCCAAUCUCUUGGGGUUUAUCAAUCCUUAAGGAAGGUACUAAAGCUUGAAGGUGUUCUUGGAUUUUAUAAAGGAAAUGGAGCUAGUCUUAUUCGGAUCAUUCCUUAUGCUGCCUUACAUUUCAUGACUUACGAGCAGUAUCGGGGUUGGAUCUUAGAUAAUUUUUCUUCCUUGGGAUCAGGACCUGUUGUAGAUCUUUUAGCUGGUUCUGCUUCUGGAGGAACAGCAGUCUUAUGCACUUAUCCCUUGGACUUGGCUCGUACUAAACUUGCGUAUCAGGUUGUGGACACCAGAACAAAUUUCAGUUCUGGUAUAAGAGGUUUCUAUCCUCGACCUGCAUAUAGUGGCAUAACUGAUGUGCUGACAACUGUUUACAAGGAAGGCGGGAUACGUGGAUUAUAUCGAGGUGUAGGUCCAACACUCGUUGGGAUCCUUCCUUAUGCUGGUUUAAAGUUCUACAUUUAUGAGGCACUAAAGACACGUGUUCCUGAAGAGCACCAAAAGUCAAUUCUGAUGCAUGUUUCUUGCGGAGCACUGGCUGGGUUACUUGGACAGACCUUCACAUACCCACUAGAUGUUGUAAGGAGACAGAUGCAGGUUGAAAGUCUUCAGUGUUCAACAAUUCAAGGUGGCAGGAGAUACAGGAACACAAUAGAAGGGCUUACUACUAUUGUCCGUAAUCAGGGGUGGAGACAAUUGUUUGCUGGCUUGAGCAUUAAUUAUAUUAAGGUGGUUCCUUCUGUGGCAAUUGGAUUCACGGCAUAUGACAUGAUGAAGGUUUGGCUUCACAUACCACCCCGACAGAAGGUACAGGCAGUAUCUGCUGGAUAAACGGAGAUGGAUUUACAACGGAGGCGACUGAAAUCCUAACAACUUCAAGGUCGCGUACUAUAACUAUGAUACUUGGGAGUGAAAUGAACAAGUGUAUUAAUAAUAUGACUGAGGUCCAGAUGCAGGUGCUUGUUAUGUUUUAUGUUCUAUUUUGGGGCGAGGCAAUCAACUACCUUAUCUUGUUUCACUUUUUUCAGAAAAUUAUUAGACAUGGCUUUGCAAUGAAUAAGUUGGUUGGCUUUA